This is a messenger RNA of Hyalella azteca, 6709 nucleotides long. RefSeq names its product putative GPI-anchored protein pfl2. The transcript is spliced from 21 exons. Lineage: Eukaryota; Metazoa; Arthropoda; Malacostraca; Amphipoda; Hyalellidae. The record is from RefSeq and is a predicted model, not a curated record. Gene Ontology annotation, biological process: neurotransmitter receptor transport, endosome to postsynaptic membrane; neurotransmitter receptor transport postsynaptic membrane to endosome. The coding region runs from base 597 to 5018 and encodes 1473 amino acids. Gene Ontology annotation, molecular function: protein binding. Gene Ontology annotation, cellular component: adherens junction; postsynaptic membrane; postsynaptic density.
CUUUUUCACUUCAGUUGCCUAAAAGCCAGUGAGGUGGAAGGUGCGCGGUCAUCGGUCGUGCUGAACCAUAUACGAGACGCUCUUAAAUUUUGACAGGACAAUUUUUUAUCGCUUGACCCUUUCUUGAAUGGAACAUAAAAUGAUUUCAUGGCUUAAAUAUUUUUAUCCGUAUCCUUAAAAGGAAGUAAUUUGUAAAUUAGAUGCUAAAGGUUCGCACUAGUUUGGCGAGAGUCUGGAGCAUCCAUAAUCCUUCGGAGCUGCUGUGUUGACCAGCCGCGCGAUCAACAUUCAAAGGAAUGCCUCUGCAGUCAUUGUAGCCUCGAGCUUCCCGCUAUUUUCAUUGCGGCUUCGUUCUCAUCAUACAAGACGACUUCUGAUCUCGCUUCUGCCGUGCUGGCUCAUCCUGUGAAGUACUCAAGCCCCUUGUCUCCACGCGUGGAAUACUGCAAUAUAUCGCCAAAAAAAUGAUAAUCCAACUUAUAUAAAAUGUUUAUACAAUGUCAAUAUAAGUUUUAAAACACUCGUAAUUCGCAGCUACACUCGGCGUAUAUUUAGAAGGCCCUGAAAGUCUCGGUUAGUACUGCAACCCAGCAACCAUGCCUGCUAAAGUGAAGAAGACCAAGAAGAAGAGGCGCAUGACAGGCCUGCUGGCGUGUCUGGGUGGAUGCGGCGGCAAGAUGCCACGGGAUGACUUCGAAGAUAUCACCACGCUCGACUUCAGACACUUUUCACUCACGGAGGUGCCGUCAGACGUGUUUGCUUGUGAGCGAACCCUCGAAACGCUCUACCUUGACAGCAACCAGUUAUCGGAGCUGCCACGGGAGCUGUUCCUGUGCCACGGUCUGCGCGAGCUGAGCGUGAGUGACAACGAGCUGUCGAGCGUGCCUGCUGCUGUGGCCAAUCUGCCCGUCCUCGCCUCUUUGGACAUAAGCAAAAACAAUUUGAGCAACAUCCCUGAGAGCAUCAAGAGCUGUCGGGAGCUGGCUCGUGUGAACGUCUCAGUGAACCCGCUGUGCAAGCUGCCUGAGGGUUUCACGCAACUCAUCGCUCUCAAGGAACUCUACCUUAACGAUACUUUCCUCGAGUUCUUACCUGCGAACUUUGGUCGGCUGGUGAGCUUGGAGGUGCUGGAGCUGCGAGAGAACCAACUUAAUACACUGCCUAAAAGUCUUGCCAGGCUCACCAAACUACGAACUCUGGACAUUGGCAACAACGAGUUCUCACAGCUGCCGGAAGUGGUGGGUUCGCUUGCGAGUCUCCAGGAGCUUUGGUUCGACAGCAACAAAGUGCGCUGCAUUGCGCCCUUCCUGGGCCAGCUGAGCGAGCUCACCUACCUCGACGGCUCCAGCAACAGAAUCGACAGCCUGCCUGAUGACAUACAAAACUGCAAGAAACUUACAGAUCUUCACCUCUCAGAGAAUCAUCUCAAGACCAUACCGGACACUCUGUGCGAGUGUAGCAGCCUCGAGGUGCUGCGGCUGGACGACAAUGCCUUGUCUUGCCUGCCCAGCAACAUCGGCAGCCUCAGCCGCCUCACCGAACUCGUCGUCACUAAAAAUGAUAUCGAGGAACUGCCACCGUCAGUGGGCCUGCUCCGUAGCCUGCACACUCUGCAUGCAGACGACAACAUGUUGGAGUCAGUGCCGAGUGAGCUUGGCUCCUGCAGUCGUCUGGCCGUACUCACACUCGCCUCCAACAAACUGCAGGCGCUGCCUCCUGAAAUUGGACACCUCAGCACCCUCAGAGUCCUGAACGUGUGCGACAACAGCAUCAGGAACCUGCCUGUGUCUUUCUCUAAACUCAAGUUGCGUGCGCUGUGGUUAUCAGACAACCAAGCCAAGCCGAGCGUGCAGCUACAGACGGAGACGGAUCCUACGACGGGACAGAAGGUCCUGACGUGCUUCAUGUUACCUCAGCAUCCCAGCCAGCGUGAGACAGAAUCUGAAAAGAAGAAGGACGAAGAGCCUUUCCCCAUGGCGACGUGGGAGGAGAAGCACAGAGCUCGCAGCCUCAUCAAGUUCUCGUUCGAUGAAAACGAACUCAAGACCGGGGCCAAGUUAUCACGCGCCCCCACGCCUUAUCCUAAAGAGCUACGCGCGCUUGCGAAGCAUGCGAAGUCGGUGGUUGCAGGCAGCAAGGCCCUUGAGGGGGAGGUGGUGCUGGGGCGUCGAGCCUCCCACGACCCCGACGUGGCGUCCAAAAAGCCUGGCGCCCUGGCGGAGGACAACAAGAGGAAGAGCGCGCCGUGCGUGCUCACGCCGUCUGCUCAACGCCAGCAGGAGAGCUCAGCUGUCACGGCGCAGUAUCAUGCUGCUGUCGCUGACAAGACUUCUGUGGACAUCAACGAUGCUGUUGUAAAGACGGCUAAUAAAACGAGCCCCAGCAGCGUGAUGGAGACAACCGCCGCCGCGUCCUCUGCCUUCCCUAAAGACGGCUUCGUGCCGGCCGCGGCAGGGCACGAAGAACACAAAGAGGGUCGCACUACAAUACAAUCACAGACUUCAGCGGAUACGAAUCAGGCUCUUGCAUCUGCCCGAGGCUCAUGUUCCCCCGUGUCAACGCUGAAUAAUCGCGUCACUGCGUCCUCGGUUCCAAGCACGACUCCGGAGCUAUCGUCUCCCGUUACUUCGUCUCCUUCAAAGGCUGCCUUGUCAAUUGGCUUAUCGGCCGUGACCGCCACCUCCUCGACUUCGGUCGUCACGCUAUCUAAAGCCUCGUCUGUGACGACCAGUCCGAGUCAUGACAUGAGCGACGAUGACGCGACGGCUGACGUGCUCGCCGAGGCCCUGGAGCUCGCAGACCGUGUAGCUGAGGCUCCUUACAAGAACUCUGCCACCGAGGAUGCCGCAGAUCAGAGCAGCACAGACAGCGGCUACUGCAGACCUUCUCACCCGACGAGUUCUCAGUGCGACCUGAGCGACCAGAGCAGCGAGCUGAUCUCGCCCACUCCGUCGCUGCCGUCCGAGACUGUCAGUCCGAAGUACUCAGGCAGCCGACACGGCAGCUUGUCUCGUGCUUCUCCUGCUCUUAGUUAUGAGGGCUCCCCUGCGCACUCUCAGCAACCAAACAUUGUUAAUCCUAACGUGCAUCAUGGUCUAGCUUCGUCAGCUUAUACCGUGAACUUGCCUGCUAAUCCUCCCUCAUCACAGUUCAAGACGGUUCCCUCUCCAUCUUCUGUAAUGCCACUCUACCCUGCCAUGUCACCCCAUGAAUUGCCCCUGAAAUCUCCUGCCAUUGUAUCUAGCUCAGCCCUUCAAGACCCGACCGCCGCUUCAACAAACAUUGACGGUAGUUCUUGGUCCAGUAGUAGGACCACCUCGCAGCUUGGGGAAGUUCCAGAAGAGCUUCCGACAUUGCCGGUGAUAGGCUCCCCGCACCGUUCAGGCCAGGUGCCCUGUCAGCCGCGCCCUGGGUCCUUGGCCCUCGCCAGUCUCGCUGACAGCGGGGUACUGAGUGACCGCGCGGGAUAUCUUGCUCGUCCAGGUUCUUUGGCGGCGCCAUGCAACACGUUGGGCAUUCCUCCAGCUCCUCCUACUCGUGCCGUGUCGGCAGCCACAGGACUUAAUCAUACUAACCGACCUCCUAGUGAAUAUGACUCGGCCAACACUGCUAGAUCUCCACAUUCCAGUGAACUUCACUCGCCGGCGCACCACUUUGCCAGUUCGGUGUCAAGUAGCCCUUAUGCUCCAGUAAUUGGUUCCAAGAUACCGAGUAACACAAGUACACAUCGAUAUGGCGACUGUACUUCUCCACCAAACGCUGGAUACUCAGUUUCAUCCGGCGCCAGCCGUGGCAAGCAAUCGGCAUCUCGUAUUCCCACGAAUAGACAAUCGUCGUCCACGUUAGUUGGAGGCUCGAAUGACACUUCCAGAAUUCCGUCUUAUAAUUCACCCCACAUUGCAAAAUCUGCGAAUGAUGGCUCUAAAAUCGCUCACCCAGGAAACUUUGGAGGCGCUGUGGGCAUUCAGUCUCACGCGUCUGCUGGUCGGAGUUACAGCAGCCUCAGUACAAAAUCUAAUAUUUCGUAUACUUCAUCAUCAGGUGAACAGCACUUGUAUAGAAAUACACCCGCCGAUUCCCGUCUCCCUGUCGAUAAAGAAUCGCGUAUUCCAUCGGUUUUAGACGUUCACCUCAGCAAUGGCAAUCGAGGGCCUCAUGUUCCGUCUGCUCCUGGUAGUCGCAUUUACUCUCCCUCUGCAACAUCCCCUCCUGCAGCUUCUCCCCAUCCGAUGUCCCCUCCUGCAGCUUCCCAGCACCAGAUAUCGGGUACGCCUGGUACUCGGAGUGGCACCGGUAUCCCGAUGCCGGGCUUUACUCGAUCCAACAGCGGCACGAAGCUGAAGGACGCUCGUGGCACCGCUGCUAACGUGGAUAAAUCUGGCAUUGCUACGAACGGUGGCAGCAAAUCUCACUUGCCUCUCUCUCCUAAUUCAUCCUUCGACUCAGGCUACAGAGCGGCUCCUCUCAGUAGAAUACCCAGUGUUGGGAGCUACAGCGUUACGGGUGCUCCGCUGUCCCCCGUAAACGAGGCCAUCAACACCUCGGGCUUGCCGCCCCCACCGCCGUCAGCAGAGCGACCGAGCGGCCUCCAGCAGCCCAAGAUCUCCUCGAGGAUUCCUCAGAUGGGAGCUCCUGUCGCUGCGUCAGGCCAGAGGGGGGCCAGAAGCCCCCCCAGCACAGGAGACCAGGGUCCUCCGUCAGCUCAUCCACCCAGCAAAGCUCGGUCCCCGGGCUCGGGCUGGAUGUUCGGCAGCCACCAGAAUGCCCGCGUGUUCCCAGUAAUCAUCGAGAAGCAGCCAGCGCCCGGGUUCACCAUAGGCCUGCUCUCUGAGCCUGAGAAGGUGGUGGUGGUGACGUCAGUAGAGCCUGGAGGUCCAGCGUCAGCAGCGCUGGCGGCAGGUGACAAGCUGCUGCAAGCUGACGGUGAGACGCUGACUAAUGCACCAUCGCAUCUGCUCAGCGCCCUCAUGGCCCCCAACGGUGACACUCUCAGCCUGCUCGUCAGCCGCGCCCCCUGACCCACCCAAGCCUCCAGACCCACCCGCGUCCCCUGACCCAUCUUUCGCCCUCUGACCCACCCGCGUCCCCUGACCUAUCUUUGCCCCCCAGACUCACCUGGUCCAACUGACCCAUCUUUCGCCCUCUGACCUACUUGGGCCCUCUGACCCACCCAUGUCCCCUGACCCACCCGCUACCUGACCGAGCUGCUCUGGACGCCCCCCCCCAUGACCGAGCUGCUCACCCUACCUUACACUCUCACGGUUCCCAGACUCACUGAUCUCAUGUCUGCGUACUCAUACUCUGAUCUUGUUUAAUCGUCGGCUGUACAGGUCCUGUUAGUGGGAGUAAUUAGGAUCAUGUUCAAAUAGGAGAAUCUGUCACUGUUUGUAGCCAUUUUCAGUCUCAAAUAAGUUUUAGACGUCAGUAGUACCAAUAUCUGGUAUCUGCGCUCAGCAUGAAUUACGGUAAUGCCCAGCAUUCCUGCAUCUAGCUCCAUCAGCUGUUCGGUUAAUAAUGUUAAUAUUAUCUCUGCCUUGUUAUUGUAGUGUUACUAGUGAUGCUGCAUGCAUUAACAUCAGACUUGGUGCUGCUAAAUUUGAUGCAAUAGUUCUCGCCGUGCAAACAUUUUGGCGAGGAUGUUUUUUUUUUUAUUUCCCUCAUGCUGACCACGGUCCCCUCACUCCGUAAACCCUCGAUACUCUGUCCAGUAACUCGCCAUAACUUGUUAAGUUAUAAGUUUAUGUGUUCCAGUAAAACUUAAGUUGAGUUCUAUGGCUCCACCUUCACCGCAAUAAUAGAUGCUAAAUGUAUUGAACACUAGCGCACUUAAAUUUCUCUUAUAAUGCUUAAGCUUUUUUUAUAAUAUUAAUGGACAGUCAUCAGUCAAUGAACGGAGACUAAACUCUACUUUCAACGGCUGUUUUCCAGCAUAUGAUCUCCGGUAUCUGUGUGUAAUUUUAAUCGCUAGUCUUUUUCAAUAUUGCCCACAUUAUUAUUAUUAUAUUUUUAUCCUGAGUUCCUUCCUUAUAUUUUUAUUUUAUCCAUCAGGCUGGAAGGGAUCAUGCUAAUUCCAAUCAAAUCUCCAAGGAGCAGCUCUAAGACCGAUAAUUGCUAUUAAUUGUCAAUCGAAUGUGUUUAAACGAACCUCGUCUACGUUACCUCAUUUGGUUGCCGCUUGACGUUCCUGAUUAGCGUCUGAUGGCUAAUUUUGAGCUAAUUAUGUGUGCGGUUAUCGACCAAAUCACUACUAACGUUACUCAAUGUGAGUCGCAAAUUCUAAAAAAAAAUCUAUUUAAUUCCAACUCGUCACAUAUUUAUGAGCAUUUUUGCAGUCCCCGUUUUGAAACUUUAACGAUGUGAAGCUAUAAGUCUGAAUGGCUGGCGCUCGCACUGCCGGCUCGUAGCACAGCGCCAGUGAAGGCUCUGUGUGUACAGAUAUUUGAUUUAACUAAUAUUAAGGCCUCAAUUAAGCCGCACCGAGGCUGAACUGUAACAUUUAAGCAUUCCAGUUAGUGCGUGCAGUCAUUAGUGUAAGCUAACUAAUGUUUUACUUUAUGGACGCCUGUACUUAUGAUUGAAAGGUAUUUUAUUAAUAUGGAGUAUUUGAAGGGACGGUUUCUUUUAUUUUAUCAUGUCAGACAAUUUAAACCUUUCACGUAACUCUGAGCCUGUUGAUUCUUUAUAUAUAAUAUGUCACCAAGAAUUUUUA